GAUUUUGUCUAAUGCUGGAAGGCACUGAUCAGAAACAGAUGGGGAAAAUCCUUUUAUUUAGAUUUACAAAAUUUGUUACUAAGGAUAAAAUAGGUCAAGAUCUCUAAAUUCAAAUACCAGCUAAUCUAGCUAAUUCCUUAGUCGCUAAUUGUUAAAGUAUGAGCAACAAGCAGUCGAUGGGGUCUCGCCGUGGAUCGCACAAUAUGCGAACCAUACGCACCUGUGAUAUCGGGACUCUGGACACUGAUAUUAUCCACACACCAUACGAGUUAAUGCGACAAAGGAAUUGCAAAACAGAAAAAGUCAUGCAAUGGGAGCGGUAUGCCAGCAUUCGACCUCCAGUAUCCAAAUGCAGUAACGACCAAACCAGGAACUAUCUGUCGGAGUCUGUCGAUCAGGGAGGCUGUUUGGAUCCCAGUACUAGGGGACAGGACGCUGUCAGGAUCUGGCAAUUGAGCCCGCACAAGAGCAAUCUGAAGUUCUAUGGAGUGGCCGAUGGACUUAAAUUACCAGAGGCUGUUAAAUUCAACAGGACUUUGACAACCAGUUUAAAACAUGCAAACGGCUCCAGGAGACCAGCUCCAAAGCCACCGGUUCCACCAGAGCCAAAAAGACCGCCACAGCCCGUUUCCCUGUGUCAGCCCUAUAUCCUCAACCAGCAGACCCUUAAGGAGGAGCUUCAACGAAUGCCCAUUGCCCGCCAGAAACUUAAUCCCAAGGAGGCUUUUAGUACGCUAUUCUGCGAGAAGCGUGAAGAUCCGAUGGACCCUCUGGGAGUGAUGGCGGCAACUAAUCAAAUCAUUAGUCUUAGAGAAGCUUUGGAUAUGGCGAAGCCGGAGAUACCUCCAAAGCACGGAUUGCGACGUAAGCACUGGUACUGCCCUUCAAAGUGUGGUGAGCCGGAAAACAAGUGCACUGUCUUUGAGUGGGCACGGUACAAAUUGAACCCGCAACCCUAUGACAAAGCAUUCUUCAAGUGGUUCCAGGAUCAGAAAGUGCAACUGGAGAGAGAACCCCACGACUAUGAUGAGCUGUACAAGCGGUUCCAAGCCUGCUUUGAGGAAAAACCUCAACCAGAUCCCGAAUGUGUUGCCAUGGCGAAGUGUUGUCCGGAUAUGAUUAAGGAAACGAAAGAUGAAUGUGGAGUCGGAGGAGGGGGCACUGGCAGUGGAGGCGGCGCACACAACACAGAAGAGGGUAAUGGCCAACCGGGUUCUGGUGUAUCUGGUCCUGAAGGUGUACCUCAGGCGGGCAAGGACAAAGAAAAAGAAAAAGAAAAGGUUAAGAAAAGCGGCGAUCUUGGAGAUACUGAAAAAGAUAAGGAAACCGAUAAAAGUAAGAACACGGGGAAAGAUAAUGAGAAGAAUAAGGAGGACAAAGAAAAGGAAAAGGAUAAGGGCAAGGAUAAAGUGCAGGACAAGGAUAAAGUGAAGGACAAGGACAAGGAUGCGGACACUGAUAAAGGCAAGGACACAGACGAGGAUAAAGGCAAAAAUAAAGCAAAGGAUAAAGGCAAGAGCAAAGAGGAUAAAAAUAACGAUACGGAUCAUAACAAAAAAAAGAAAAAUGUAGCUGAUCCUGAUCAGGAACAUAUGAAGCCCAAACAUCCUGGCAAGCAACCGAAGCCGCCGAUCGAAAACACAACCGAUACGUCCACUCGCGACUUAUCCUCCUUUGUUUCCAGGGAUUCAGGCAAAAUAUCGAAUCAGGGAGAUAUUAUCAAGCAGGAAGGAGAUCCUUCAGCUAAAGAUGGAGUGGAAGACAAGCCGACACAACCGUCAAGUACGAAACCGCAUAACAAGAAGCCGGCGAGCAAGAAACCACCAAAAGGGAAAACAGGCGAGGAAAAGCCCCAGAAGGCUGACGAGAAGGAAGUUAAAGAGUCCUGCCCACCUUGUCCUCCAGUGGGCUGCGCGUGCACAAUUUGCGACUGCCUCUAUGGCACGAAGAUUCCAAUUUCCCCGAAGAUGCAAUCGAUUAUGGCCGAGGAAAAACUUCGCGAAAAGAGAGAAUACCUUCGGCGGAUGCGGCACCGGGCGUACAUGGAGUGCACUGGUGAAAAGCCACUGGUCCCCCAGCACAAGGUAGAUCCCAUCAGCUGCGACAACUGCUUCUGUCUAAAUCCCAAGAUAUCCGAGUACUGUGAGUGCUUGGGAGCUCUUCAACACUUGCAGCGGCUCCUUGGAAAGGAACGUCAUAGGAUCGUAAACAACGAGCUUAUAUUCAACCUCGAUGAUCUCCGGCAGCGAAUCGCCAACCGUAUGUGCAAGUGCUUCUGAGAACUGUGUUUUGGCUUUUUAGUGUAUUUUUCAAAAUUUGACAAUUGAGUAAUAAAUAUUCCCUUAAGAAGCA
This is a messenger RNA of Drosophila mauritiana, 2352 nucleotides long. RefSeq names its product mediator of RNA polymerase II transcription subunit 1.1. Bases 159 to 2279 code for a protein of 706 amino acids. Lineage: Eukaryota; Metazoa; Arthropoda; Insecta; Diptera; Drosophilidae. The transcript has a single exon. The record is from RefSeq and is a predicted model, not a curated record.